AGAGGAGGUCGGAGCCGAAGUGACUGGCUCUCGUUGCCCCCAUUCCAUCUUCCUCUGUCAGAUUCCUUGCGAACUGUGAUGGCGACAUCCUCGAGGAUUCCCUGAACUCUACGGAAGAGUAGAGGAGUACAAGACGGCUUCUUCUUUCCUUCUCAUGCGUCUUGCUCCCUUCCAUGGCGGUUGCCGCUUCCUCCUCUUCUACAUCGUCUUCUCUUAUCAUCGUUUUCCUAGAUUUGCCUCGUCUCCUCCGCCAGAACCACCCUUCUGCUUCUCACUCUCCUCUGCGCUGCCCUCCUGCUAAGAAUCCGUCAAGAAGCGCAAGGAGGACCAAGCUUCUCGUCCCUGCUGCCGCCUUCAACCCCCUGCUCCCGUCGCUGAGACGGAAACUAAUACCGCCGCCGUCGAGAUCGUUGGCUGAUGACCGAAGUGGCGACGACGGCGCGGCGGUCGUGGAGUAUGUGGCGGAUGGCGUCGACAACGGCUCGAGCCGCGCGGUCGGUAUCGGUGCUCGUCCGGGGUCGCCACGACCGCAGAGGAGUGCGGGCUCUGCGGAUUCGAUCUCGUUGGGCAUCAAAGAGCCUGUCUAUGAGGUGAUCGAAGUAAAAUCAGAUGGGACAAUGUACACGAAAAAGAUCAAUCGGAGACAACUCUUGAAGUCAAGUGGUCUUCGCCCGAGGGAUGUCAGGAGUGUCGACCCAUCAUUAUGGUUGAUGAAUUCAAUGCCUUCUUUGCUGGUAAGGGAGCAGGCUAUAUUGUUGAACCUUGGUACUUUACGAGCGAUUGCUAUGCAUGAAUGUGUUCUUAUAUUUGAUUACAACCGAAAAGGUGGCAAAGCCUUUCUGAAGUCAUUGUUGCCUCGCUUGAAUCCUAGAAACAUGAAUGUAGGUUGUGCCAUGCCUUUUGCACUUGAGGUUGUCGAAGCUGCAUUAUUGUCUCGAAUACAACGAUUGGAGCAGAAAUUAAUGGAGGUUGAACCUCGUGUGGCUUCAUUACUUGAAGUUCUGCCCAAUAGAUUAACAGCUGAUGUGUUGGAGCAGCUUCGUCUUAGUAAACAGACCUUGGUUGAGCUGGGCUCAAAGGCGGGAGCUCUAAAACAGAUGCUGCUUGAUCUUCUUGAGGAUCCCCAUGAAAUUCGCCGCAUUUGUAUAAUGGGUCGCAACUGUACAGUUCAGCGUGGAACCAGUUACAUGGAAUGCUCCGUUCCAUUAGACAAGCAGAUUGCUGAAGAAGAAGAAGAAGAAAUUGAAAUGCUCUUGGAGAAUUAUCUUCAAAGAUGUGAAUCCUGCCAUGGUCAAGCUGAAAGACUUCUUGAUUCUGCAAAAGAAAUGGAAGACUCAAUUGCUGUGAACUUAAGCUCCCGUCGACUAGAGGUUAGUCGAGUGGAGCUACUUCUCCAGGUUGGCGCAUUCUGUGUUUCGGUUGGUGCUUUAGUAGCAGGAAUAUUUGGCAUGAACUUGAAAUCCUACCUUGAGGAGAAAGUGUGUGCAUUUUGGCUGACAACGGCGGGGAUAAUAAUUGGAGCAGUAGCCGCAUUUUUCGUUGUGUAUUCUUACCUGAAGUCUAGAAGAAUAUUUUAGCCGUGGCAAUUUUCGUUGUGUAUUCUUACCCUGAAGUCUAGAAGAAUAUUCUAGCCGUGGCAAUUGAUUACAGGGACAUGAUAGGGAUCACAUUGUUCUUGUAUAGGGUACAUUUGUUCUACAAAUAAAGUUUGUAGAUUUGUAGCA
Messenger RNA from Musa acuminata subsp. malaccensis (wild Malaysian banana), 1724 nucleotides. Its product is annotated as magnesium transporter MRS2-A, chloroplastic. Gene Ontology annotation, cellular component: chloroplast envelope. NCBI's taxonomy places the organism in Eukaryota, Viridiplantae, Streptophyta, Magnoliopsida, Zingiberales, Musaceae. Gene Ontology annotation, molecular function: magnesium ion transmembrane transporter activity. The record is from RefSeq and is a predicted model, not a curated record. Gene Ontology annotation, biological process: magnesium ion transport.